Molecule: messenger RNA, 3662 nt
Organism: Calidris pugnax (ruff)
Lineage: Eukaryota; Metazoa; Chordata; Aves; Charadriiformes; Scolopacidae
Gene: GASK1B
Product: family with sequence similarity 198 member B
Exons: 4
Coding region: 558-2198 (546 amino acids)
Cellular component (GO): Golgi apparatus
Source: RefSeq, a predicted model, not a curated record
UGAAGACUGCGUCAUAAGGAAAAGAUGAUAAUGAUCUGGGUUUGACAAGCUUUUCUUCUAAUGCUGGAAUACAGCUAGCUGAGAUUACAAAUUGAGCCUGUAUUUCAUGAUUUUGGUGUUAACUUAUACUGUAAUGAGAAAGUGAAAGAUGUAUCCUGACAAAUUUCUAGAUGUAUACUGUUUUAUCUAGAACUUCUGUCUCAAAAAUAUAGAGCCACAGAUGCCAUAUGUGAGUAGUGAAAUGAAAUACUACUAUUUUCUUUUUGCAGUUUGCAAGGGAGAUAUUUCAGAUCUUCUAGACUACAAGUCAGUAAACUUUGCUUACGCAGCUGGCUCCAUUCAUUCUCUCAAGCCAAUCACUUCCCCUGUGGUGGCUGAUAAGAGUUUAACAGCUUGAGAAGGUGGAGUGUCAGCAUCCUUAGUACUAAACACGUUCCCAGGCAUAUUAGUAGCCUCUGUCCAACACUCAUGCUGGAAGCUAUUUGGAAAAGGAGAAACAGAAAUCGGGGAAGGGAAACCAUGCAUCACCAUCCUGGCUGGAACGUACAGGAGACUUCAUGCUGUUUUCAUCAUGUGGAUUCACUAGAGAAAUGACCACCUUUGAUCAGCCAAGCAAAACCAAAAACUUCUUUAUUUGCUGCCUGUGCCCCCCGCGGGUGCUGAGGCUCUGGACUUGCAGGCGCCCAAGGACAAGGAGGAAUCUGCUCGUGGGCACCGCCUGCGUGAUCUACCUGGGAUUCCUCGUCAGUCAAGUGGGUCAUGUUUCACCCCAGCACAAAGGAGGACACCAAAAGAUCAGUUCCAGAAGUCUCCAAGAUGUAGCCCAAACUCCUUUUUUGGGCAUCCCACUGGAUGGCACCCUGUCACCACCCAACUUCCAGGAACCCCAGCUUGGUAACAAUGGGACCUUGCUGCCACCCAACGUGGUUUAUAUCACCCUGCGGUCCAAGCGCAGCAAGCCUGCCAAUAUCAGAGGCACGGUGAAGCCAAAGCGCAGGAAGAAACAUGCAACUCCUUUGUCCUAUGGGCAGCACUUUCCAAAAGUCACUUUUAUGGGCCGGGAAGAGGCCUUUGCCCAACAGCCAGGGAGGGCCACGCAUGCCACGGGCGCAAUGGGAGCAGUUCUGGAGGUGAGAAAGCACCAGCUGGAUGAACACAGGCAUAAAGAAAUGGCAAUCAGGGAGAGGGGUCACCCGAGACCAGGGGGGAUUUCUGGAGCUAUAAAGGCACAGCCCCAGCCUGAGGAAAGCAAUAUCAGGAUUUACAGCGAGAGCUCUCCCUCUUGGCUGAGCAAAGAAGACAUCCUGAACAUGCGCAUGCUGGCAGAUUCUCGGAUAGAGAGCAUCCAAGAAGUACCUUCUCGUAAAGCAGUCCUGGUAGUGUUUGCGAGAGGUCCCAGCACCACAGGAACUGCUUGUGAUCGGGGACACUGUGGCAUCGUCAAAAGACCCCUCGACAUGAGCGAGGUGUUUGCCUUUCAUUUGGACAGGAUCUUGGGGCUAAACAGGAGCUUACCUUCUGUAAGCAGGAGAUCGGAGUUCUUCCAAGAUGGUCAGCCCUGUCCUGUUAUUCUCUGGGAUUCCUCACUGAGUCCAACAGAUAACAGUACCCAUUCCUCAGUGAAAUUAACCUGGGGACAAUAUCAGCAGCUACUGAAGCAGAAAUGCUGGCAAAAUGGUAAAGUCCCCAAAGCUGAGUGGGGCUGUACCGAAAUCCAUCAUCAUGAGUGGUCCAAGAUGGCACUCUUUGAUUUUCUUCUGCAGAUCUAUAAUCGACUGGACAGAAACUGCUGUGGAUUCCAACCUCUCAAGGAAGAUUCCUGUGUGCAGCAAGGGUUGAAGCUGAAAUGCAGUGAUCAGGAUGCCGUUGACCUGACACACAUAGUUCAGAGAAGGCACGACCGAAGGCACUUGGCCUUUAUAGACAAUAAGGGCUUCUUUGACAGAAACGAGGACAAUCUUGACUUCAAAAUACUACAAGGAAUCAAUGAAUUCCCUGAAUCUGCAGUUUCAGUGCUGAGGAGCCAGCGUUUACGUGAGAAGUUGCUUCAGUCUUUGUUCCUUGACAAAAUAUACUGGGAGAGCCAAGGAGGCAGAAAAGGAAUUGAAAAGCUUAUUGAUGUAAUAGAAAGGAGGUCCAAAAUUCUUCUAACUUACAUAAAUGCACAUGGAGCCAAAGUAUUGCCCAUGAAUGAAUGAAGCAGUCUUGUUUCUAUCUAAGAGAUAGUCUUUAAAAAAUUUGCAUGAGGAAAAACCUGAGAGUAAAAUUGAUUUAAUUCAUAGGCUUAUUUAAUUGUGUUUUUUUGCAAACUUUCAGGUUUAUUUUUAAGUAAGAAAUUUUACAUGGUUUAAAAGCAUCAUUCAAAUAUCAACACAGUGCAGUCUUUUCUAUGUCACCAAUGAAACAAAAAUCAAAAUAACCAAAUGGUACAAUAAAUAAUGUAGUAAUAUGUAGGUACCAUGAACACUCCUUCUGUUAAACUCAAAAUUAGCAAGAGGAUUUUCAGUACAUUAGGCUGGAUUACUCCCUUUCUUCCCUCAUUCAAGCCAGUAAAAGUUUACUGCAAAUUUGAAUGGGAACAGAGAGUCAUCGCAUCUACCUGUUGAAACUUAUCUAGUACAGGAAUUUGUCUUUUUGACUACGAAUACUGAAAUGCGAACGUUUCCAAAGGCUUAUUUUGUUUUGAUCUAUUGAAAUCUGAGUUCUAAAUUCAGUUCCUUUAAUUGCAGGGGUAUUUGUACUGGACAUGAAGGGAAUUUAAAAACAGACUGAGAAGAACAUGUCUUUAUCAAUAUUAAUUAACUUGACAAAUACAGUUUUUACCUGUCCAGUAUGGAGUACAAUUCAUCAUGCGUCACUUGUUACAAUGUACUAUUUUCAGUACAGGUUCUUUUGAUGUGUGGGUGGAUGAUCUUUAGGGUCCCUUCCAACUCUAGCCAUUCUAUGAUUCUAUGUUCUAAUAUUUUCUGUCUAUUAAUUAACUGAGUGUUACUCACAGAAUUGUCCUUUGUUACCACUAUUUUUAAAAAAGAAAUUCAGAUUUAGCUUGGUGUGAAUAUGCUGCUAAAUAAGUGUACAUGUUUUAUCUUUGCAACAUUGUAGCCACAUUUUUUUUUAGAAUAUUAUCAAAAACCAGACCUACUAAGGAUGUGAGUGUUGUUAAACUCAGCACAGGAAAUAUUUGUGCUGUGUGCUCAGCUCUAGCCAGCAAUUCAGGCUUCGGUUUUCCAUUAAGACUGAAUGACUGUGAGGGGAUGAUUCCAGCUCACGCCUUACCCCAAGUAUUCCCGUAGGAAAGGUUGUUAGAGAAGGCUGGAUAAGCACUUUAGAUUCUUAGCCUUCAUCUGUUCCAGCACUAAAAUAUCAACUGAUAUAGUCUAUCAUGACACAUACCUUCUACCAAUCUGUUUAGGAAGUCUGUUACAAUCUUUCUAGAGAAAGGGCUAUCAUCUUCUCGCCAUGAGAUAAUGGUAGAAGUUGAGUAUUUUCAUAGCUACCCCUCUUUGUGUAUAGUAAAAAAUACAGGGUGUUUUAAAUAUUUUUGAACGUGCUUGUGAAAUGGUAUCAUUUGUUAUUAUGAAAAACUAAAAUGUUUUAUGUCAAUGUGAAUGUGGGUUGGUGAAUUUAAUGUUUUAAAUAAUCAUAAUUCCACUGCGUCUAAA